ACAAACUAAGAAGGCCAAAAGUCUUCAACCCAGACUAAACUCUGAAGCAGAUCAUAUAUUGAAGAAGCUGCAGGGCCUCCGUUCUCAGUAUAGUGGUCUCCAACUGGAAGUUAAAAGAACAGAUGCAAACUUACUUAUGUUGCAAAGAGAUCGUGAUAAUCUCAGAGGGGAAAUCCAAACUACAGAAGAGGCCCAUUCUAAAGAGAAGCAAACGUUGGUAGAGGAGAUUGUGAAUCUUAAGAAAAUGAAGGACUUAGCAGAUCUGCAAGUAUCUCAAAGGGAAAUGGAGAUUUUGAAGAGCAAACAGGAGCUUGAGAGAGAACUUGUCUCUUUAACUAGCAGUGAGCAGAAAAUAUACUCUCUGCAAUCACAGAUAAAGCAGAGAUUGGAACAACAGAAGUCAAUAGAAAGCCAGUUGUCAGAUAAGAGAAUGGAUCUUCUGAAGGUGAAUUCAGCCAAGCAGGAAAUGGAGGAGAAACUUCAUAAACACACUGCAGCCGUACAAGAUCACAUCGCACUUGAUCUCAGAAACGAAAUUAGUUUUCUCCAUCAACAGUUACGGGAAACGGACCUUCAAUCUGAGCAGGAUCGUGUUCUGAGAAGCAAGAUCAUGGCCGAUUGUGUGUCAUUGACCAGUGAAAAUAAUGCAUUGCACACCAGGAUUUUGGAGCUAAACAAACAGUUGGAGAUACAGAGGGCGCUUAAAGAAGACAAUUAUCCACUUGAUUCUUCUAGCUUUGCCCAGCUUCUCAGUGUUAAGGACCGAGAUGAACAUUUGAACAAACAGGUCAAACAGCAACAAGAACUCCUGGAGCUCGAGAAGAUCCGUUUCAAGGACUUGAUGAAACAGAUUGGCCAUUUGCAGAGUGGAAACAAGCUUCAGGAUCUGAAUACAGCUACUAUCAGAAGUUGUAUCGAUGAGCUGCAAGCUGUAUUGGCCAAAGAACAACAAAUCAACACGGAGCUCCGUAGAGACAAGCAUUUACUGGUUGACCACGUAACUAAUUUGCAAAAUCAGAUCAUGAGCAAGGAUGCUGAGCUGCUUCACAUUUCUUCACGGAUAGAGGAUCUGGAGUCUCAUAUGUCCUCUCUGAAAUCUGACCAAGAGCUGCACAGAUCUCUGCAAUCAGAAAGAUGGAAGGGGAUCUCCAACAUGGCUGGCUCUAUGAAAAACCUGUCAAUGCCUCUAACUGGGGCCUCUGUUUCAUUUGAAAAGUAACAAUGAUUUACUUAUACGAUUCAUUAUGGUGUCUUUAAUAAUAUCUUAAUCAUUUUUAUUAAAUUAGCUUAAAUUAAGAGCUGACAUUUCCUCUUUACACCACUUCAGUAGGACAGAGGAGUUGUCCCUGUCACUAAAAUGUUUUCACCCUUCCUAGAUCGUCUGUCUGUCCCUUUUCUGGUUCCAGCAUUCUACCCCCUUCUGCCUCUGCAGUUGCCAUGGUUAAUGACGCUCCACAACUGGGUAUUUAUUUAAACAAAGCCAGAAAAUUCAGUAUGAUGGACUCAUUGCAGCAUUGGGUCCAAAAUCACUCCCUCAUCGCUGUAAUCUCUCUGAUAUCACUGAUGAAUAAAAUGGAUACCUGCCAGAA
Spea bombifrons (plains spadefoot toad) is the source of this 1589-nucleotide messenger RNA. Its product is annotated as golgin subfamily B member 1-like. The transcript has 8 exons. The record is from RefSeq and is a predicted model, not a curated record. Lineage: Eukaryota; Metazoa; Chordata; Amphibia; Anura; Pelobatidae. The coding region runs from base 137 to 1219 and encodes 360 amino acids.